Molecule: messenger RNA, 1889 nt
Organism: Mauremys reevesii (Reeves's turtle)
Lineage: Eukaryota; Metazoa; Chordata; Testudines; Geoemydidae
Gene: MKRN2
Product: makorin ring finger protein 2
Exons: 8
Coding region: 160-1413 (417 amino acids)
Biological process (GO): protein polyubiquitination
Molecular function (GO): metal ion binding; ubiquitin protein ligase activity
Source: RefSeq, a predicted model, not a curated record
CCUCCCCCCAUAGUUCAUUGCGCUGUGAAUAGGUUCCCAGUGGGCGUUAGUUCCCUCAGAAGGAGUCCGGGGGGGGAGGGGGGAGCUCAGCGGAACCAACCAAGAGCGAGCGGCGCGGGGGGAGCGCGGCUGCCGGCGGGGCGGCCGGGGAGCGGAGACAUGAGCACCAAGGAGGUGACCUGUAGGUAUUAUAUGCAAGGGGUGUGUCGUGAAGGAAGCAGGUGUUUGUUUUCACAUGACUUAACUACAAGCAAACCCUCUACUGUCUGCAGAUACUACCAGAAAGGACAGUGUGCCUAUGGAGCUCGCUGCAGAUAUGAUCACACCAGACCAUCUGGGUCUGGUGGUGCAGUGGGUACUGUGCCACCCAGCCGUUCUUCACCAUCGUUCAACAGCCCUAACCCUCUGCCAGAGCAUAACAUGCCUGUAAUCAAGAGCAAAACACAUGAGCCCGGAAAACGCAAAAAAAGAACGUUAGUGCUUAGGGAUAGAGAUUUAUGUGGUUUGAGUGAAGAACAGGUGAGACACAGUGCCGUGAGUGACCCAGUGUGUUGUAGUGACAAAAAUGAUAAUCUGGAAGUGAAGCCCCAUUCAUAUUUAGAAGCUAUUUGCAGUGGGCUCGAAGAUGAUUCAGUGGCUGGAAGUUCCUAUGCUGAUGGACAGCAGCUAUGUCCCUAUGCAGCAGCUGGUGAAUGCCAGUUUGGUGACCGGUGUCUUUACCUCCAUGGAGAUGUGUGUGAAAUCUGUGAAUUGCAAGUACUUCAUCCCUUUGACCCAGAGCAGAGGAAGGCUCAUGAGAAGAUGUGCAUGGCAGCAUUUGAACAUGAGAUGGAGAAGGCCUUUGCCUUUCAGGCAAGUCAGGACAAAGUAUGCAGUAUCUGCAUGGAAGUGGUGUAUGAGAAACCAUCGGCUUCGGAGAGAAGGUUCGGAAUCCUUUCCAACUGCAAUCACACCUACUGUUUGUCCUGCAUCCGGCAGUGGAGGUGUGCCAAACAGUUUGAGAAUCUAAUCAUAAAAUCCUGCCCGCAGUGCCGAGUGACAUCAGAAUUUGUAAUUCCUAGUGUAUACUGGGUAGAAGACCAGAACAAGAAAAAUAAGCUGAUUGAGGCAUUUAAGCAGGGAAUGGGGAAAAAGGCCUGCAAAUACUUUGAACAAGGAAAGGGAACCUGCCCAUUUGGAGGAAAAUGCCUUUACCUUCAUGCUUACCCUGAUGGGACACGAGCUGAACCUGAGAAACCACGAAAACAGCUCAGCUCAGAGGGGACUGUGCGGUUCUUCAAUUCUGUUCGGCUCUGGGAUUUUAUUGAAGACAGAGAAAGUAGGACUAUACCCAAUGCUGAAGAUGAAGUGACUGAGCUUGGAGAACUUUUCAUGCACCUCUCAGGAGCAGAUCAAGAGUCUGCUACUCAAUAAAGGGAACUAAGGAACAAAUGUUGUUUUCUUCUGUACUAAAUCCAGCUGUUUACUUAAAGGAGGUUUUAGUUUUUACAGCAAGCAGUACAAAGUAAUAUGGCUUACUGGUCAGGUCCUUGUAGAACUUUUAUAUAAUCUGUAUACAAACAAUACAGAAGGAUAUUAAAUAAAAGAAACUAACAGGUGUAUGGGGAAAGGGAGCUUUGGGGGUGAUUUUGUACAUACCUCUUCAAAAAAGUUUGGCAACUGGCUGUUUUUAAUGCCUAGUUCUUUAAUAUUCUGGGCCUUACACAGCGAACACUUAGAAGACAUUAUCUCUCUCUUUCACAAAACAGGAGUGGGUCCAGGAAGCUGUACUCCCACCCACCUUGUCUUUCUGAAAGUAAAAGGCUGCAUGGUGAAAUACACCAGUAGUUUGACUUUUAAUCUAUGAAAAGCAAGUAGUAUAGCUAGAACAGAUAAAACCUAGUUACAAG